Drosophila sulfurigaster albostrigata is the source of this 666-nucleotide messenger RNA. RefSeq names its product transmembrane protein 14 homolog. Bases 168 to 506 code for a protein of 112 amino acids. Gene Ontology annotation, biological process: regulation of heme biosynthetic process. Gene Ontology annotation, cellular component: mitochondrial membrane. NCBI's taxonomy places the organism in Eukaryota, Metazoa, Arthropoda, Insecta, Diptera, Drosophilidae. The record is from RefSeq and is a predicted model, not a curated record. The transcript is spliced from 3 exons.
ACAGUACAGUUUUGUAUUCGAUAAUCGGACGCAUUCGAUAAUAAUAUAACUAUAGUUGUGUAUCAGUGGUCUGCAGCAAAACAGCUGGAGUUGAUUUAGACCAAGAUUACAAAAUACAACUUCGCAUUUUCUCAACGUACUGAACAUUAAAGAAUAUAAAUAACAAUAUGCCUGUUGACUGGUUUGGUUAUGUAUACGCUGCCACAGUUGCCGCUGGCGGCAUUAUGGGCUAUGCUAAGGCUGGUUCUAUACCCUCACUGGGAGCAGGUCUUGCCUUUGGCGCUCUAUUGGGUUAUGGCGCUCACAUGAACUCCCAGAAUCCACCUCGCCCUCUGUUGCAAUUGGGAACGUCUUUGUUAUUGGCUGGCAUUAUGGGAGCACGUUGGAAUCGUUCGGGAAAACUCAUGCCAGCUGGAGUUGUUUGCAUGCUUUCUGUGGCUGCUCUGGUCAAGAACUUGGUACAAAAUAAUCGCUACUUGUUGCCAGUGCCUACCAAAGGUACUUAAAAAACGAAAUGUGGAGAAAGUCUGGAUUGCUUAUUAACUUGCCGGAAUAUUCUAAUAGGAUAUAAGAAUAUGUUCUCUCUAUCUUUUUUUGAGAGUCUAAAUGGUAUGUGGGACUUACUAUUAUUACAAAUAAAAUGAGCAAUGCUCUAACGAUAAGAUA